AUGUUUAUUUCACCCGAACGAUUGGCAACUAUCAUUAAAUUUGUGGAGGAGAAUCAUAUUGGCCUUUUACGUAGUCCGCCAUCGUCAGGAAAGAGUACUCUCGGUGAAUAUCUCCACGAAAUUUACGAUGAAAAAGUCACCACCACAGGCCCCAAAGGCUCCAACCAUGACGAAGCUAAUUUUGUUCGCCUUGUGUUAAUUAGAAGUCAAUGUGGAACUCCAUUUUUGUUAAUUAUAAUUCAAAUCCUGUUGCCAGGAAAUUUCUUAAAUCCGAAUGAAUCAAUAAGUGCUGAUGUUGGUCCUGUGUUCGGUUCGGCUGGUUUCCUUGAUUUUUAUGUUAAUGGAGAUUGUUGCUGGGGAAUUGAGCUUACUCGAGAAGGUAGUCUUUUGAAGAAACACGAAGAACGAUUCGAAAAUGAUGGUAUAUAUGACAAAAUUUCAUUGAGACGUUGA
This is a messenger RNA of Funneliformis caledonium, 453 nucleotides long. Lineage: Eukaryota; Fungi; Glomeromycota; Glomeromycetes; Glomerales; Glomeraceae. The record is from the annotation of a GenBank genome assembly.